UUGCUUGGCGCAAACGAGCCAAGAGUCGCCAGAGAGCUUUGCCGAGCUAAGCUGUAUCUAGGCAAAAAUUGAGUGAAUAUUAAACCCACGCUGGAGGCCAUGUUAAUGUCUUCCGUGCCUUCAUGUUCACAGAGAGGUCCUGGAUUAGCAUUGCUGAUGAUGUUAUAGGCACGUGCCGUGGAUUUCAUUGUUUAUACAAGAAUUCAAUUAAAAUUUCGACGCAGUUGGAAGUUCACGACACCCGUAGAGUUAUUUACAAAGCGAAAAAUCUAUCGAUUUUUACUCCUCUUAGAGGCCAUCUAGCCUCUUGUUAAAGGUAGCAAGGACUUAAAAUCACUCUUUCAAUCUCCGGAAUGAAAAUGGAAAAAAUACCUUAAAAACGUUUAAUAACGGGACAAGAUUAAAAGCAUUAUGACUGGCCAUCAGCGCCAGUGUUUUUUCCUGUUUAAACUGAAAGCUAUAGACAGUUUUGAAUCUAUAAUUCGGGAAGUGAACAAUUCCACUCAUGGAUGUAGUGAGGUAUUAAAGUUUUAGCUCAAAGGAAUUCGAAGAUUACGGAAUUAAAGUACAAAUCGCAGGAACGGCUGACUUAAGCUAAGUUAAUUUACAAUGCUUUUGUUUUCACAGUUGUCUGAAAAGCACUUGUGUACGUCCUAAUUGCCGAGGCGUUCGCCUAAACUCAAGUUUUUAAUUUAUAAAGCACUAGUCCGGAUGAUCCUAGAGCUUAAAUAAGCGGGCUGGCUGAGGAACAGUCAUCUAUAGACCGCGAUAUAAAACACACACACAAGGAGCGAGGGUAAAGACCGUCACUUGGUGACAAGUAUAGAGAGAAUACGACAAGACAAGCAUUGUCCCGCCUUAUGUAAACUUCGGGUUGUCCGAUAAAUUACACAAAUGAACCCGUGGGAAACUGCCACAGUCAACUGUAGCAACAUGAAAGAAGGAAGGAAGGAAUAAGGACGAUAACUGAUCAGGAACUGCAAUGAUAAGUAGUCUAGCUUGACAUGGAAGUCGCGAAAAUUGACUGCCAAAUGAAGUACGGCCAAAUGUAAAACGGAACACAAAACACAUUUGACCAAGCCAUCAAUUUGAAUGAAAUAAUGACAAUAAAAAGGCUAACACGUCUAGCUGUGUCUACCAACGCGGUCCAAAAAUUUAAUAACUCGGACCAAGGAACCCUGAUGCGUUCGGCUUUUUGUGAAAGAUACGUCUCUAGUCUCUGUCCCGCCGCGAGCAAUUUAUUGCUAUAACCAUGACAAGCCAAUUUGCCAUUUAUCUUAUCUGCCACAAGAACAUGUGGCAACUACCUGGUGUCGUUCCGAGUCGUGUAAAAUCCGAUCUUGCGUCUUCAAAUACCGUAAUUUCGAGAGCAAAGCAGGAGAAGUUUUCGCACGACAAGCUUGAAAAUUAAUGUGGUUCUGUUUACGCGCAUGCGUACGAAUCGGCUAUUUAACUCAGCUAAAACGCAAUAAUGGGUUCUUCAGAGCGAGCAAACAUUUCAAUUGCUUUUAUAAUUAGGCAACGCAUCAUAUUAGUGGUAAUGAAUAGCACCAUGAUUCCUUCGGGCUAUAUUGGUUCACGUCUCCGCAAUUCGCUGGAGUGCUGCGUAUUAACCUGUGAUUGGUCGAGCCGACGUUGUUUAAUUUACCUUUAGACAGAUGUUCGGUGGGUUAUUCGUUGUCAGUUUGUUAAUUGCAUUCCGUUUACUUGCAAUUGUAUUCGUAACAAAUGACCCUUUCAAGUGAUUCGGGACUUAAAUAAAUUGCCUGCCUGGAGAAGAAUGGGAAGAUCUAUUUGGGUAUUCCUUUUGCGACAUCUGAUCUGGGCUGCGUCGUUUUCGCGAAUUUCUUGUCUGAUAUAUCUAGAUCUUAUUUUCAACGGAAUUGUCAGCAGGGAGCGCCAUAAACAAGGAAAAAUUUGAUUACUUUCUCGCCACGUUCCCAAUAACAAGUGCUUCCCCACAAAAAAACCACAAGAGCUAUAAUUGCUAGGGCUCACGUGACUUAAUUAAACUUCGAAGGCUAAAGCGUAUCGGCUUAGUAAUUACUGCAAGCGAUACACGGGGUGUAGAGAUGACUUAACUGCUGUCUUAUUAAAAGAAGCAGCCAAUCAGGGGCGGUUUCAUCGUGCGCGUAAUGGCAACAUCUCUUAGUUGAUGACAACUAAUUGUGUCCUGGUCAUUUAGGGUUUGAAGCUGAUUUGAUGUGGAAUUGAUUAGGCUUAAUUCCCUGUCAUAUGAUGAAUGUUUUGAAUAACGUACACUGUUACCCGAGUUGUUUUAACAAACAACGACCCCUGCCUAAUUCGGACUCAGUGUCACAAAGGCUAACAACGCGACCGCACGAGUAAAGGAAAGCCUGCUGAAAUUUCCGCCGCAAAAUAAAAUGGACAACGCGAACACUAACAACGGUCGAUGUCUUCAAGGGGGAAUUCGAAGCUGCGGAGGAUGCGGCGAAAAAAUCUUGGAUCGCUUUCUUCUGCUCGCUUUGGACCAGUAUUGGCACGUUAAUUGCCUAAAAUGCUCCUGUUGUAAUGUAAGAUUGGGGGAAGUCGGUACGUCGUGCUACUCUAAAGGCGGAAUGAUCCUCUGUAAAACCGACUACGUAAAGUUGUAUGGCUCCAGCGGAGCAUGCGCGGUCUGCGCCAAGUUAAUUCCCGCCACAGAGUUUGUCAUGAAAGUUUUGGGAAAAGUUUACCACCUCGACUGUUUCAACUGCACGACAUGUCACAACCAACUUGUCGCCGGUGAUCGGUUUCACGUCGUAAACGGAAGGCUGUUCUGUGAGAAUGAUGACCCAAGACUACUAAAACAACAACUUCACGCUCCAAAACAAACGGUAUGUUAAUGGAUGCCGAGCGAUUCGCAAGUGAUUAACUUGGAAAAAUAACAAAAUUAGAAGGCUCUCCUCUAGCCCCGGAUGUGGGAAAAGAAAAGUCUUGUUUGAAAAUCCUGGCCCGUUUACACUUUGGAGUCUGAAAUUGAAAGUUAUACAAGGCACAGACUGUGGAACUUUUGAAUGUGCCAAUUGAAGCAAUUCCCAAACCAUGUGCUAUUAGUAUAGUGAAUGUAGCUUUCGAUAUUAAAAUCAGACGAGCAACAGUUUUGCUAAACGAAACGUGCACUGUGUGCUGUCCGUCUGGACUUGCAAUAUGUUGUCGACGUUGAAAACUGACUUAACAUAUAUUAAAUUUUGGACGAAUGAAAAUUCAUUUGAAAAUGUUUAGUUUAGCACGAAAUCAGCCUUACAAGAGUAAACUAAAAGUAGAUUACGAACCAAAGCAUCAGUUGUAGACAGAAGGAGCCACGACAGAGGACUUAAUAACGAGAACUGAAAUGACAAAUUUAAAAUCCUUCUCGAGAAGUUAUAUUUCAAAAAGAAAACAAAGAAUCAUUGACAGAUAUUCUGAUUUCUAAAUUAAACAAUUUUAGUAUUAUACGUAGAAUGUUUUACUAAAACUUCAACAAAAAAGUAUUAAACAUCGGGAAAAUGCAUGGCUACAAACAAAUGUAGAUAAAUGGUUAAAAUAUGUAAAGUUCUUUGAAUAAAAGUGUAAUUCUUUACGCA
This is a messenger RNA of Orbicella faveolata, 3566 nucleotides long. RefSeq names its product LIM domain transcription factor LMO4.2-like. The record is from RefSeq and is a predicted model, not a curated record. NCBI's taxonomy places the organism in Eukaryota, Metazoa, Cnidaria, Anthozoa, Scleractinia, Merulinidae.